Juglans regia (Persian walnut) is the source of this 1779-nucleotide messenger RNA. RefSeq lists its product as uncharacterized. Bases 436 to 1281 code for a protein of 281 amino acids. Lineage: Eukaryota; Viridiplantae; Streptophyta; Magnoliopsida; Fagales; Juglandaceae. The record is from RefSeq and is a predicted model, not a curated record. The transcript has 2 exons.
AUUUAGUAGAGUAAUUCAAACCAAAACCAAGAGCUUCCAUUACCUCCGACACAACCAACCAAAGCGGCUUCUCUUUCUAAGAAAAUAUAUGCUCCCAUAACGUCACAAUAACCUCGGACAGUUCCCUGUCUCUGAUCCCUUUAUAGAAACUCCUCCAAAUGCUUUUGCUCGGAAGGAAAAAAUAAAAAAUUAUAAAAAGCUCUUCAAUUGCUGCAGCUCACCCAAUCACGCCACUUCCUACGCUUCUUGUGAAUCUUUGCCAAGAAAGACACAAACCCUCCUGCUGUUUUCCCUGCAAAACCUGAGAAUUGUUGCAUUGUGUCUCUUUUGCCGCUCAAAACCCAGUUUCUGACUCUGUUUUCCCUGUUCUUUUGCUUGCUUUUCUGGGUUCUUUUGAAUUUUCUUUGUCGUGUUUUGCUUUGUGAUUUACCUGUUAUGGGUCGUUGGAGAAGACAACAAGGCGGAACUCAACAUAAAGAAACUCAGGGGACACGAUCGCAGAACUGGAAGCCACCUGUGUAUGCUUGGCAGUCAUCUGUGCCUUCCUGGGAAAAGAAGUUCUGCACAUCAAUUGGUUCAGUUCCAUGGCGGAAGCUCCUGGAAACCAAGAAGUGUAUGUAUCUCUAUGAUAAUGUGGUUCAAUGGAAUGACUCUGCUGGUGAAGAAGCAUUUCACAAUGCAAAAAACAGAUUUUGGGCAGAGAUUAACGGCCUCCCCUGUGACAUAUCAUUGCCUGAUCCUGAUAUUUAUAUUGACAAAGUAGAUUGGAACUCCAGCAUUGAUCCUGAAUUGCUGUUGAACUUGGAACAGGAUUCCAAUGCUCCUUCUGAGGGAGAUAAAGAUGAGAAGGCUGUGAUUCUUGCUGAUUUUCUAUUGAAUCAGCCAUCCUGUUGCACUGGAUGGGGGGAAGCUGAAGAGGACUUGAGAAAAACCACCAACUUGGCUUGGCAUCCUGGAUAUGGGAACUAUAACCAGGCUGUAAAUAACAACAAUGAUUAUUGGGAGCAUAAUUAUGGUCAGAGUAAUGGAGCCAUUGAAGACAAUGGAUGGGCAAAUUAUCAGAAUGAUUCGUGGGGAUGGAAUCAGUGGGAAAAUGGUGGUUGUAAUGAGUGGGAGAAAAACUAUAUUGAGUCAGAAAACAAUAGCAGGAGAAAAGAAGUCUCUGAUCGGUACAUGUCAAGGUAUAAAACCUCAAGGUUUCAUGGAAAUGACUAUCAUCAAAUGGGUCGUGGGUGGAAAAAUGGUAGGGUAAGGAGGAAGGUCAAUUUUGCAUAUGAAUGACCACUCUAGAUUUAAUAAGGAAAAAAAAGGCCUGCCUCCGGGCAGUGGAACCUGAAAUCUUGUUGUUCUGCCAUUAUGGAUUCAGCACAGCAUGAAAUCCAUGGAGCUAGUAGAAAUAACUUUUGUGAAGCCCUCGAGUGUAUAGUAUGUUGUUUAUAUGAGUUUGUUAUGUUCUUGGUUAUUUACAUAAAAAAUAGUAUGUAAUUGUGUGAUACAUUCUCAGCAAAGUCGAUCAUGUUUGGUUUAAGCUUAGAUUUUUGUAGUUUGCUUGGGAAGUCAAAGCAGAUUUGGAACAUGGCCCUGCCGGCCAUCAGGACAGGGUGCGAUGUGACCAUGUUUGAUAAACUCAGUUAUCAUGAAAUGCUUUGCCGUGUGUAUGUGACAAUGAGAGUAUCAGUGUGGAGGCUACUGUAUUUUAGGUUGAGAGAAUUUUAAGUUACAAUGGAAGUUGAUUAAGAUUACUCGGAUUAAUGAAAUAGUAAGUUCUCAUUAUUACUU